GUCAAUGAGAUCCCAGGGGAGGCAGAUUCGGAGAUCCAGAUUUCGUGACUUUGCUGUAGGAGUCUAUGGUCUAUCUUAACCGCUUUUAACUUUAGUAUGAAGAUCAACAACACUUUUGUUAACGACCCGGCUACCAGUGAUUCUGUGUUUGUUCAACUUCAAAGGACUUUUCGGUAACCUUAUGACAAAAGUUGCGUUUCUCACUAUCGUUAACCGGUGGAGAAUUUCUAUUAAGAAUUGUUGUAACCUAGACGUGGGACACCGGAGAAAUAUUUCUAUUUUAGAGGGAGGCAAGAAGCGAACACGUUUAGAUAGCAAGCGACUUUACUGAGCGAGACAUGUGGAUUUGUCGGUUACAAAAAUUACACGUGAUUUUGAACUGUCAGGUAGGCUUAAUGCAACUGUUCAAAUUAGUUGGUUAAAUGUUUAAAUAUUCUGUAAAGCUACAUUAUGAACUUUUGGUGACAUUUGCUUGGCAAAAAUGUGCUGCAACGCACCCAUAGAAGAAACGCUUGUCAAUUUUUUUCCAACUGGGAUCAAGUCAUGUCAACAUUUAGGAUACAACCCAAUCUAGUUCAACAGCACUUUGAAUUCUCUGGAUACGUUGUGAUGAUAAUAUAGUGUAGCCUCUUCACGGUACUGAGCGCACGAAGCAGGAAAAUUGCGACGGUGCUUUGACAACUUGUUGCAUCUGGAGUCAUUCGUGAGAUUUCGCCUAUUGCUCUUGAAAUGCGACAUGGAAUAUUCGCCUAUUGACUGUAAUGUUGCAGUGAUUCAUGUUUUUCAAAGAGUCGUGUUCACCAAUUGAAGUUGUUGCAGAAGUUUUUGGCGGAUUAUCCUAAACGUCAUCAGUUGAAGAUGUAGCAGAAGCAGCCGUGUUGGAACCGACUGGACUAAACAGUUUACUAUAACCUACACGUUGCAAAUGGACCGGCCUAGCCUACUGUUGUAUUUCAAGUAGGCAAACCCCUAAGCCCUUGAGCGAGUGCAAAAUCAAUGUCCACGUCAAGCUACGCAAUUUCAUGUGUUCACGUCUCGUUGCAUGCACUGUUUAGCAACUUAUAAUAGUGACACCGGUUAACGUAAUGUAACUUAUGGUAUGAUGUGUUUAUUUUAACUAUAUUGACAGCGUUAUUUUGGUACAUUUCGCAUAUUUUGUAGGCUAUACGUUAAAUGUAGCCAAGGCUACUGUUGGCAAAUAUGACAGCCGUCAUGUUUAAAACAGCCUACAUGGAAAAGACUUUCAAAGCAGGAUAGGAAAUCACCAGGAAUUUACAGAGGAUUCACCCAUGAGACAUUAUGGCAUUCAGUGAGCCUUGAUUUUUGUUAUCAGAUCAAUUACUGAAUUAUUGGGUUCCUAAUUGCCAAGCUUUGAAGUCCACAAUGUACGGCCGGGGCCCGCCGCUACCGCCAAGGAAAUGACCCUUCCCCAGCGGCGACUGGCCGGUGUCUGGCCGUGGCUGCUUAUGGCGGCCCUGCAGGUGGUGUUCGGCCAGACUGGCCUGGAGCUGGCUGCGGCUGUGGAGUCUGAACGGUCGGCCCCUAGAGCUGUCAUCAAGGUGACACUGCUCAAGCAUGAGCACACCGGGACGCCCAUUACCCUGGAGGGGCUGUUUGUUGGAGGAAGUGCCGGUUAUGCGGAGGGGAAACUGAUGCAGUCGCACCCUCUGUCCCUGUGCAACGCCAGCGAGGACGAGCGCCAGGAGAGCGACUUCAUCACCAUCGUCAAGCUGGAGCACAAGGUUCCCCGGUGUCAGUCUCUGAUCAGCAAGGCUCACCUGGCGCUGGAGAGAGGGGCUCAGGCCAUCAUCUUCGACGUCUCGGACGACGCCAACGCUGCUCUCGAGUUGCAUUCACAGUCAUAUGAAGACUACCUUCCCCACCCGGUGGUGCUGGUCGAGGCUGAGAAUGCAGAGAAGCUGAUGGGUCUGGUCAACAAGAACGAGGAGGCCAGGGUCCAGAUUGAUAUCAUAAGGGAGGUCCCCAAAUGGCCCCAUUACGAUGUUGGGAUCCUCCUCACUAUUGUUCUGGCCAUCCUGACCAUCGUCCUGAUCUUUGCCUUUCGCUACAAAUGCAAGUCCAACCGAACCUGGGACUCAGUCCACCAGCAGACCAUGCGGGCCAUCGGUCGCCUGGAGACCCGGACGUACAGCUCGGGCUGCUCGGGCUCCCAGCGCCACCGCGGGGGCUGGGGCUCCGCCAGCUCCAACUCCAGCCCCGUGUGCGCCAUCUGUCUGGAGGAGUUCCUGGACGGACAGGACCUGAGGAUCAUCUCCUGUCGUCACGAGUUCCAUAAGGAGUGUGUGGACCCCUGGCUGCUGCAGCAUCGCACCUGCCCCCUCUGCAUGCACAACAUCAUGGGCACAGAUCUAGCGUCACGCCAGUCCCAGAGGAGCCGAAUCCAGCAGACCCCAGAGCACAGCCAAAACUUCCUGCACCCCCACUCCUACGGAGGUCCCCACAGCCACGCCUACUCCCCGCACGCCAUCCCCUUCUCCAUGAGGCCCCACUACCCCCGCGGCCCCUCGGGGCCCUACCCCUCCCUGGGACACUACACCGGCUCCCCGCCUUCGGAACACCAGACCCUGCGCUUCCUCCCCAGCCGCCCGCUGGGUUCCGGCUGCGGUUACCACCUCCCUGCGGAGGUCCCUGGGAGACCCCACAGGGUGGGGGGCGGCUGCAGGCCGGGGGGGCACUACGUGGCGCGCCGCCCUUGCCACGGCUACCGCUCGGCCUGCCCCGCUCAGCGCAGCGCCUCCAGCUCCCGGCUGCAUCAGCCGCCCUCCUCCGCCCCCCAGGCCCGCGCCGCGGGGGCCCCGCACAACAGGCAGGACGAGGGCAGCUGCUCGGGGGGGAGCUACCACACGGAGCGUAGCGGCUAUCUGGCCGACGGGCCAGCCAGUGACUCCAGCUCCGGGCCCUGCCACGGCUCCUCCAGCGACUCGGUGCUCAACUGUACCGACGUUUCCCUGCAGGGCGUCUACGGCAGCUGGUCCACCUUCCGCAGCUCUCUGAGCAGUGACUAUGACCCGUUUGUGUACUACGGGCCCGGGCCCGGUCCUGUCAGAACGCCACGCAGGAACAGUCUGGAGGCCGGGGCCCGGCCGAGGUCUCUGGACUCGGUGGUGAACAGAGGGGGCUGCCCUGAGGAGCAGCAGCAGCAGACAGUGUUCAGCCACGUCCACUACCACCGCCACAGACACCACCACUACGAGGAAGGGGAGCACGGCCAGGGCCCAGGCAGGGGCUCUGAUGAGGAGCAGGGGGCUACGGCUGCAUGCCCCGCCCCAGCUCCGGACAAGGACUCCCCCCUGUGCCCCCUCAAGCACAGCCCCUGCCACUGCCCCAUAGUAGACCCCAUUGACAGACCCAUCCCUGUGACAGAGGACCAGGACCAUGAGCCCAGCCCCCCCUCAGGCCCUCCUGUUCUGUUGCCCCCUGGCCCCUUACAGCCCCCUCCACCCCCCUGCUGCCACCAGGCCCACGGACCCCCCAACAGGAGGAGCGGCCGGCUGGGAGGCUGCGUGAUGGACGGACCCUCUGUGCGUUUCCAUCAGAGCCUGGACCUGCAGGACGACUGCAGCAUCCACAUCCACUACGGCCAGGGACCAGGUUACUGCUGCCCCCCGCCGCCCGAGAUGCCCCCCGCCCUGCUGCCUGUGCCUCUCAUCCUGGACUCGGGGGCCAUAGAGGACUGGCCCUGCUGCGGCGGGGCCCACGUGGUGUGGCAGAAGCGGGUGCAGCCGGCCCACUCGGAGCCCCAGCUGCCGGGGCCCGGAGCCCACAUGGACAGGCCCCGCUGCCGGCUCCACCACAGCCCCACCACGGAGCGCAGCAUGGACGUUUGUUUAUACUGCCAAACGUUACACCAUCAGGGAUCAGAGGAGGAGUCUGGCGUGUGACGCCUUGCUGCAUCCCCAACGUCACGCUGCUACAAAGGAGCCGGAAUGGACAAACAUAUCGUCGCCUCGUCAGCCAGUUUUCUCAAGUCUUCCAAAUAAUUCCACAUCGCACCUGCUUUUAGACUACAGUUCCCAGCCUCUCCAAGUCCUCAGAGCUCAGCUGUCUUGCUAACAGUGAUCAAAACGAGGAGAUUGUGUAUUGACUGAUUCGAAAGUUAGUUUCCACCAUCAAAUAAAUCGAGAUAAGCACAAAUAUGGACUUCAAAGUCUGUGUUGGAAGUACAUUAUGUCAAUAUGUGGUUCAGAGGUUGGAGGUUAGUCUUCACAACGUGGCUUCACGCCGAGGCAGAGACAGGGAGGUUUCCUCUCGAAGCAACAUUCACAUGACAAAGGGGAAAUGUGUUUUGUUGUAUAUCAUUCAAAAUCACAGGAAGAAUUCAAUACCGACAUGAAGUCCCCCAUGUUCCUUGGUGACCACUAAAAUGAUCCCAGUUUAGACUGUUAAUCCUCACUGACAUCAUGCUGUUCCAGUCACGCUCCGACGCAGGAAUAAGUGGUCCGCUGAUUAGGUUAUUGAUUUGCUGAAUCCUUGAUUGAUAGAUAACCUGAUUAACUUGAGGUACUGGUAAUUCUUACUGUCCUGCCCCCCUAGUUUGUCGUCAACAAUAAGGUGAUAAUCAUUGGAAACGUUGUUGGCUUGCCAGUCUACCUCAUGUUUGUUUAGUUCCACUGUUAAGGGGUUGAUAAAGGUACUGUUGGAGCUGCUGAAGUUGUCCUUUACCACGGAGCUGCGUUGUCGUAGAGACGGGAGGCUUCUGUUGGGCAAACAGAGAAGGUUUCUGUCUCAGUAAUCCCAGACAGUGAACAUGAAGAUAGGUCACUGAGGCUAGCAUGGGGCUGGUGUUGGUUAAUUCAAUAAUGGCAGCUGUUUAUCACAAUUAGUUUGUGUUUCGGUUCAUUUUUUUAUUUUAUUUUUUGUCUGUAAUUUUGCUCAUCAUUGUUAAAACAACCAGAUUGACUGAAAUGUGUUCACUCACGACAAGCUAUGUUUUGUUUGUUUCGUUUUUUAUCUUGCCAUUUCUCGUAUUGUCAGUGGUUACCUGUUAAUAAUGUUUCAUCUGAGUGUGGGGG
This is a messenger RNA of Osmerus eperlanus (European smelt), 5033 nucleotides long. Its product is annotated as E3 ubiquitin-protein ligase RNF43. The record is from RefSeq and is a predicted model, not a curated record. Lineage: Eukaryota; Metazoa; Chordata; Actinopteri; Osmeriformes; Osmeridae. Gene Ontology annotation, biological process: ubiquitin-dependent protein catabolic process; Wnt receptor catabolic process. Bases 1419 to 3902 code for a protein of 827 amino acids. The transcript has 9 exons. Gene Ontology annotation, molecular function: frizzled binding; ubiquitin protein ligase activity. Gene Ontology annotation, cellular component: plasma membrane.